ACUGAGGGAUGGAUCUGACUCCAAUAGGAAAAGCGUGUAUCUAGAAGUGGUGCUAAUGGGAAGAGAUUUCCGAGCUCCAGAGGACGAUGAUUUGUCACAAAGGGUAGCUGGCUCGGUGCUUUGGGCUGGAGCCGUGUAGGAGAUCCUUGGAGAAGUCAUUGUGCACAGAAAACCGAAGACCUGUACAAACAUGCCUGUUCGCAGAGGUCAUGUGGCACCACAAAAUACGUUUUUGGGUACAAUCAUACGAAAAUUUGAAGGGCAAAAUAAAAAAUUCAUCAUCGCUAAUGCUAGAGUGCAGAAUUGUGCUAUCAUCUACUGCAAUGAUGGGUUCUGUGAGAUGACUGGGUUCUCCAGGCCAGAUGUCAUGCAGAAACCUUGCACCUGUGAUUUUCUUCAUGGGCCAGAGACCAAAAGACAUCACAUUGCCCAAAUUGCUCAAGCACUGCUCGGGUCAGAGGAGAGGAAAGUAGAAGUCACCUAUUAUCACAAAGAUGGAUCUACCUUCAUUUGCAACACCCACAUAAUUCCAGUGAAAAAUCAAGAAGGAGUAGCAAUGAUGUUUAUUAUUAACUUUGAGUAUGUAACAGAUGAAGAGAAUGUGGCAUCUCCCGAGAAGUGCAAGCCAAUAUUGCCAUCCAAACUUGUAAAUCGUAAACUUUUUGGAUUCCGGUUACCUGGAUUGAGACUUCUAACGUACAGGAAGCAGUCCUUACCACAGGAAGACCCUGAUGCAGUGAUAGUCGAUUUGUCGAAGCACAGCGAUGACUCAGUGGCUAUGAAGCAUUUUAAAUCACCUACAAAAGAAAGCUGUAGUCCUUCAGAAGUGGAUGAUACAAAAGCACUGAUUCAACCCCGUAAAUGUUCACCUUUGGUUAAUAUAUCAGGACCUCUUGACCAUUCAUCACCCAAACAGCAAUGGGACAGACUUUACCCUGACACGAUACAGACAAGCAAUCUACUAACCCAUUCCAGAUCAAAGGAAAGCAUUUGUAGUAUACGAAGAGCAUCUUCAGUACAUGACAUAGAAGGCUUUAACGUCCACCCCAAGAACAUUUUUAGGGACCGUCAUGCAAGCGAAGGGCCUUUUAAUCAUAUCAAGUCAAGUCUGUUGGGAUCCACAUCAGAUUCAAAUCUCAACAAAUACAGUACAAUCAACAAAAUUCCUCAACUCACACUGAACUUUUCAGAUAUCAAAAGUGAAAAAAAAUCUUCAUCUCCUCCUUCUUCAGAGAAAGCAAUUAUUGCACCUAAGGUGAAAGAACGAACGCACAAUGUAACAGAGAAGGUUACCCAG
Molecule: messenger RNA, 1297 nt
Organism: Antrostomus carolinensis (chuck-will's-widow)
Lineage: Eukaryota; Metazoa; Chordata; Aves; Caprimulgiformes; Caprimulgidae
Product: potassium voltage-gated channel subfamily H member 7-like
Exons: 5
Biological process (GO): regulation of membrane potential; potassium ion transmembrane transport
Cellular component (GO): plasma membrane
Molecular function (GO): inward rectifier potassium channel activity
Source: RefSeq, a predicted model, not a curated record